AAAAAAACACUAACAAAAAGCCAAUAAACGGUGAAGUGAACAUCAAACAUAAAACAGUUUUAUGUAUGUAUAUAUUAGCACAAAAAGAGAAUUUUUUUCGCAAUUUUCCCCUUCGAACUGUAUAUGGAAACUAUGACUUCUACACUGCUGCAACAACACGCUACACAAACAGCAACAACUACAGCACACCACUAUCAGCACAAAAGUCAUCAUCAUCAAAACCACCACCACCACCGCCAUUUGCAUUCACGUCAUCAUACGUCGACAACGACGACCACACAGGCCGCUGCCGCAGUUACUGUAGCCGCCGCCGCCAUGGCUUGGUCAACUGAGAAACUGCGGUUCUCUUGCGUGGAUAAUAUUGGUUUGCGACAACUAUGGAAAUUAAUUGCAUUGGAUAGCAGUAGUAGAGCAAAUAGUACAACAACAAGUAGAGCUAACGUUAGUGAGAGUGGCGCAAUGCAGCACAGUACUUGUAACAACAAUGUGGAUAAUGUACAGCAAAUGCAAAAUUGCCUUAGCAACAAUAAUAAUAAUGAGGUGAGUAAAAACUAUGAUAAAAACGACUUUGAAAAUUAUAUGGCCGACUAUUUGAAUCAACGUGAUAUACUACCCCCACCACAUCGGAUGUCAUUGUUGAAAUUUCUGGCCAUUAACGCAUUGGAAUUGAGCGCACCCGCAACGCCUGCGCUGCUGGAGCACAAUCAAAACAAUCAGCAUUUUAACGCAAACGUUAAACCGCCCGGUUGGAUGCAACUAUCCGGACAUCCAGAGAGCAUUGUCCCCACCACUGCCGGCAUUGUACGCAAACGCGUGGCCAAUCUGACGGACAAUGAGGUGCUCGCUUAUAAGAUGCUCACGCAGGAACCGCAAACCGCCAAGAUUGUACCACAGUUUUAUGGCGCACAAGAAGUAAAUGGCGAGUACUUUAUCGAACUACAGGAUCUAUUGAGUGGUUUCAAAGAUCCAUGUGUCAUGGACAUUAAAAUGGGUUGUCGCACUUUUCUCGAAUCGGAAGUCACAAACAAGACGCUGCGUCCGGAUUUGUAUAAGAAAAUGAUGGCAGUCGAUCCAUUGGCGCCAACGCUAGAGGAGCACGAAGCACAGGCAAUCACCAAACUACGUUACAUGCUUUUUCGCGAAUCGAUGUCUUCAUCGCAAUCGAAAGGUUUUCGCAUCGAAGCUUUGCGCCUACGCGGACGACCGCCCGUCAAAGAUCUGAAGACGGUACGCAAUAGCGAUCAAAUUACACAAACCAUAGAGCAGUUCUUGGGUGCUAAGCGCUCUGUAACCAAAGAACUAAUCAAGCGUUUAAAACAUUUGCGUUUAGUAAUGGAGAAAUCAGCAUUCUUUCAGCGACACGAAGUCGUUGGCUCCAGCAUUUUUAUUGUUUACGAUGAUGAUAAGGUUGGCGCUUGGUUAAUCGAUUUUGCUAAGUCACGACCCUUACCAGUGGGAAUUAGUGUUAAUCAUCGUGCGACUUGGAUACCCGGCAACUGCGAGGAAGGCCUACUCAAGGGCAUGGAUGAGCUUGUCAACGCAUUCGAAAAUGUUUAUGCAAGUCAUGGCAGUCGAAAGUGUUUGCAAAUAUAAAGCGCACUAAAACAGCAGCGGUGCUGCGAAACGGUGGUUCAGAAACGUUGACGUUUCUUCCUUCAUAUUAGGGGAAUAAUAUGAAUUAAGAUAAAACAAACGAAAUGUGUGAAUAUUUCCUAGCUCAAAACAAAUUGUAUGUGUAGGUGUUUCAUGUUUGUUCUUAUUUUGCCAGAAGACUGAUUUGCAUUGUGUGCAUUUAUACGAAUAUUAGUUGCAUAGAGCAUUGAAUUUAUUUACUUUCAUUUACUUUUGUAUUUUCCAUAUUGGAAACAACCUAUAAACAAACAAAAGAAAAUCACAAUUACAUUUUCAUAUCAUUAAUUCACAUACCUACAUACGAAAAUGAUGAAGAUUUUGCCGCAAAGAUUUCGUUACCAUAAACAAUUUAAAAGUAUUUUAGUUAGCUGCUUUAUGCUGCUCAUGCCCAUCAAGUUCCAGAAAUUGUAAAUACAAAAAUCAUACAUUCAUUAUUUCUAAACUGAAGAUGCAACAAAAAACAGGAAUUAUUGUUUAAGUAUAUUAAUGAAAAGUGUAAAAUCUAAAUUAAACGACAGCUGUAAUUUUGCAGCUAGAAAGUUACUUAAUAAAUAAUUGUAUGAUCCUUUUUUGUAGCUACAUAUGUAUGUUUAUGUUUAAGCUUUAGUCUUACGAUCUUUUUAUAUUAUUAAAAAAAAAAGAAAGCUACUAAGU
Molecule: messenger RNA, 2286 nt
Organism: Anastrepha obliqua
Lineage: Eukaryota; Metazoa; Arthropoda; Insecta; Diptera; Tephritidae
Gene: IP3K1
Product: inositol-trisphosphate 3-kinase homolog
Exons: 4
Coding region: 124-1593 (489 amino acids)
Biological process (GO): inositol phosphate biosynthetic process
Cellular component (GO): nucleus; cytoplasm
Molecular function (GO): inositol tetrakisphosphate kinase activity; inositol-1,4,5-trisphosphate 3-kinase activity
Source: RefSeq, a predicted model, not a curated record